AACAUCAUCUGUUUCAGCGGCGGCAGCAGCAGCUGCGGCAGCUGCGGCAGCCGCUGCUGCUGCAAUGUCAAAUACAAGCCUUUCAACAUUAUCGACACUUUAUUCGGCUGCUGGUGCCACAACAUCACAAUAUUCAUCAUUCAACUCGGUAUAUGGUUCCAAUGGUGAUGGACCGGAUGAAGCAUUUAUUCGUCGAAAACAGCGAAGAAAUCGUACAACAUUCAGUGUACAACAAUUGGAAGAACUUGAAAAAGCUUUCGCACAAACACAUUAUCCAGAUGUGUUUACCAGAGAAGAUUUGGCAAUGAAAAUUAAUCUGACCGAAGCAAGAGUACAGGUUUGGUUCCAGAAUCGGCGAGCAAAAUGGCGUAAAUCAGAACGACUUCGAAAAGAACGUGAAACAAAUGGCAAUCAUGAUGAUGAUCAUCUACUAGAUAUGGGAUCACAAUCACCAACCAUCAAUAUAGAUGUAGCAUCAGCUGAAAUGACAUCAACACCUAGUACAAGUCCAGAUCCAAUUGAUUUAAAAGAUCAUGAUCGAUUAUUAAUAGCCGAUGAUCAUCAUCAUUUAUUGAUAAGAAAUAAAAUUAAAUCCAAUAAUGAAAAUCAUCAUACCACAAAUAAUAAUGAUACAUUACCAAUCAAACAUAAACAAUCAAAUUUUCCGAUAAGUUCAUUGAUUGCAAAUACUAAUAAUAAUCGUACUAGUAGUAAUAGUAGUAGUAGUGGUAUAAAUGAUUUUGGUCCAUCAUCAUUCAUUUCAUCGAUUAAACAUCCAUUCUAUCAAGGUGGUGGUGGUGGUGGUGGUGGUGGUGUUCAUUCAUUAUUUGAUCGAAGUCCAUUUUUUCGUGAAAUUUCAAUGUCUCCACAUUUUUCAGUUCCAACAUUUAAUUCAAUUCAAAGUUCAUUAUUUGCUAGUGCUUUUAAUGCUACUGCCAAUGAAAAGCCUGGAUUUAGUCCAUCAAAUUUGGACAAUAUGUUGAAUGCUGCAGCUAUGGCAGCUGUAACUGGACAUCAUAAUUCUGCUUGUUCAAGAUUUUCGGCCACUAUUCCACCAUUGUUCAUGACCACAACAACAACGGCAUCACCACUAUCAUCAGCACAUACGCCCACCACCAACAACAAUAAUGGUCAAUCAUCUACACUAUCAUCAUCAUCAUCAUCAUCAUCAUCAUCAUUAUCUUUU
Messenger RNA from Dermatophagoides farinae (American house dust mite), 1186 nucleotides. RefSeq lists its product as uncharacterized. Gene Ontology annotation, molecular function: RNA polymerase II transcription regulatory region sequence-specific DNA binding; DNA-binding transcription factor activity, RNA polymerase II-specific. The record is from RefSeq and is a predicted model, not a curated record. Lineage: Eukaryota; Metazoa; Arthropoda; Arachnida; Sarcoptiformes; Pyroglyphidae. Gene Ontology annotation, biological process: regulation of transcription by RNA polymerase II.